This is a messenger RNA of Morchella importuna, 3267 nucleotides long. RefSeq lists its product as uncharacterized. The record is from RefSeq and is a predicted model, not a curated record. Gene Ontology annotation, biological process: Ras protein signal transduction; positive regulation of GTPase activity. The coding region runs from base 1 to 3267 and encodes 1088 amino acids. NCBI's taxonomy places the organism in Eukaryota, Fungi, Ascomycota, Pezizomycetes, Pezizales, Morchellaceae. The transcript is spliced from 3 exons. Gene Ontology annotation, molecular function: guanyl-nucleotide exchange factor activity. Gene Ontology annotation, cellular component: plasma membrane.
AUGCUAAGUUCGGGGGCUCGGGGAUGGUUACCAACAAAUUACUGUGAAGAGUACGAUUUAGACCAGAUUCAAUUGGCUCUAAAGGCCUGUAUGAACUUAUUUGAUCAAUUCAAGACGGGAAAUGCAGGAGGUCCUAGACUUAGUCAAAGUUUGGUAGGGGAUGUUGUGGCUGGAGUUAGAUAUUUACUGGAGAGCACUCAAUGUCUUACACGAGAAGCAACAACUGUCAAAAAUAGCAAUAUCAUCCGCAAAUCACGAAAGGUACUAUUGACUGAAGUCUCCCACUUAAUCAAGGCCGGCAAACGAUUACCUGGGCACUCUGAAUACCACCUUAACGAAGGCUCUCUGGAGGAUUUGUUGGACGAAAUAAUCUUGCGAACAUUUAAGAUUGUUCUUCGUGGUGUUAAAUUCUUGGAUAAUUGGAUUGCUCUAUUUGGUUUCGAUAAUGAGAUUGACGAAGAAGACGACGCAGAAACAGAAGAUGCUGUUCCACCUACUCCACCGGCAGAUACAACCACACACAAUUUAGCGAGUAGAUCGUUACACACAAAUUCGGAAACAAACCCUGGAACCGACAGCGAUGAGGGUAGGCCGCGAUUGUCGGCCCGUGAUCAGCAAAAUAGAUCGACAUCCCAUGAUGUGACCAGCGGGAGGCAAGAUUCGCAUCCUCUCCCUUCAACGCCUUGUUCACAGACGCCACGCGCUGGAAGCCCAUGCUCACAAGGCGAUCGCAGCACUGGUAGCCAGUCAAAACCUGUCUAUGCGUUGGCUCGUUUAAACACCACCCACGACAUCCUUCUGUCCUGGCUUGGAUCAUAUAUGGGUGGACUAUGCAGCGAAGCUCGACUUACGCCUGGACUCCAACGUUAUCAACUACAUUCACUUACUGCAGCACGUGAUCUUCUGGAAGUUGUUGAAGCAAUCUACGCGCGAGAUACAAAGGCAGCAGCUCUAGCGUCAGCUAAAGACGCCAUGUACGGACGCAUGACAGCAUUGGUAUCGGCUGCCAAAGAAGUUGUAGCUGGAAGGAUAGAAGAAUAUGAAGAAGAAGGAAUCAUUAUACCUGAUAAUGGAAAGAAGUUGAUGGAUGCUGCAACAGGCUGCGUUCGUGGAGCUGGUGAAUGUGUAGCAAAGUCAAAGUUUGUUAUUGAGAGGAUAGGCGAUUUUGAAUUAGAUUUGGGUUCAUUCGGAGCUGGACUUGGGAUAUCGACUGCUCCGGCGUCUCCGGCACUCAAUGGUUCAUUUGGACUUGCGCAAACGGUAAAGGCAGAGGUUAAGCGGGAAUCGAUACCUCCGCCACCCACUGUGCCAGAGAAAAUACCUCCACCAGUUCCAACAAAAGAGGAUAUUAAUGAUCAAAAGCCUCUUCCAACACUCCCGACAGAGGCCACUUCGACUGACAGCGAUAAGACUAUCUCUGCAGAAGGCUAUCCCUUUCCUAUUGUUCCAGAAACUAAGGCAACUCCACCUGUUAAGCCAGAAUCCCGGCGAUCUUCCACCACAUCACUCUUGCCUCCAUUGCCUCAAUUGACUCCUUUGUUGACACAGGGUGAAUACACACGAGAAGCCGAUGAGAAGGCCGCUCAAAAGUCUGCGAGAGCUGAUAGCAUUGGUGCUGCUUCAUGCACCGCUACUGACUGCACCGGCUCAAGCAGCAUGCGAUGCUCUGAAUUCAGUCUGUUAUCGCAAACCUCGACUCGUGCAACAACUCCAGAGCCUGCCUCAUCUACUAGUAUUGCGACACCACUUCUCAAUCCCGAGCUAUCUAUGAUUGAAAGACAGAUGUCUGUUGAGAGUAGUGUGGCGAGCUUGUCCUCCAUGGAGAGGUGUCACUCGGAAGAUUUGGCAUUUAACAAAGAUGGCCAAAUCAUUGGCGGAACUCUUCCGUCGCUCGUCGAGCGAUUGACAAUUCAUGAUUCAACGCCUGACGCAGUUUUCGUCGCCACGUUCUAUCUGACAUUCCGACAAUUUACGACUCCUCAAGACUUUGCUGCUGCUUUGGUAGAACGUUUCGAGGAGGCAGAUGAAGGAACUGGUCUUGCAUCACCAGUACAUCUCAGGGUAUACAAUGUUUUCAAGGGGUGGUUGGAAUCCCACUGGAGGCAUGGUAUUGAUGAUGCAGCGUUGGAUAUUAUCAACAAUUUUGCUUCUGACGACUUGAAAUUGGUUUUGCCUGCUGCAGGGAAGCGAUUAGAAGAUUUGGCAAAGAAGGUUACUAAGGCGGACGGACCUCUUGUUCCCAGACUAGUAUCUGGGAUUGGAAAGGCUACAGCCCAAGCUCAAUACAGUCUCCCCGAGACUCCUGUCCCGACACCAAACGUCACGAGGCAUCAGCUCCAACUUCUUCGAAAUGGAUUUAGCGGUCUUGGUACACAGCCCACGAUACUAGAUUUUGACCCAUUAGAACUUGCAAGGCAAUUCACUGUGAAGGAGUCAAAAAUGUUUUGCUCUAUCAAACCAGAGGAGCUUGUUGCGCUUGAGUGGACCAAAAAGAAUAACUCAACGGCUCCUAAUGUGUUGGCAAUGUCUUCUUUGUCCACCGAUCUUGCCCAUCUCGUUGCGGAAACCAUUCUAGAUGUUUCGGAUAUAAAACGCAGAGCUGUGGUUAUCAAGCACUGGAUUAAGAUUGCAGACCGUUGUCUGGAGUUGAACAACUAUGAUUCCCUCAUGGCCAUCAUGUGCACACUAAAUGCGUCAACAAUCAGUCGGCUGAAGAAGACGUGGGAGUUGGUUUCUCAAAAGACAAAGUUGGUACUUGAGAAUUUGAGAUCAAUAAUUGAUGUGUCGAAGAACCACGCUGUUCUUCGUGCCAGGCUACGUAAUCACGUUCCUCCGUGCUUGCCUUUUUUGGGAACAUUUUUGACAGAUCUUACUUUCAUCGAUGUUGGAAACCCCUCAAAGAGGCCUGUAUCAAUUGACGGCUCCACAAAACAGCUCAUCAACUUUGACAAGCAUGUUAAAACUGCGCGAGUAAUUUCAGAUCUUCAGAGGUUUCAAAUUCCUUACCGCAUUGCCGAGGUCCCAGAAAUGCAGGAUUGGAUCGAUGCCCAAAUUUCCAGAGUUCACAACUCCAACUCCAGUGAUGUGCAGCAACUCUACAGGCGCUCGCUCCUUCUUGAACCCCGUGAAUCACGACAAGGGUCUAUUGCUACCGAAUCUACCCCGGCCCCACCUCCACCUCAACCUUCAGUCGCCCAAAGAAUCGAUUUGUUCGCGUGGGCACAUGCCUUCAAGCAACAGUCAUCGCAGCCAACAACGCCUAGCUAA